AUGCCAUUGUCCUUGAACGCGCAGAACUUUUUGGAGGUUUUCGCCCCUUCGUCAACAACUGUGCCGUCUCUAGAACAGGAGGAUCCGUCAUCGAACAGCUCGCAAAUAUUAGACUGGAUUGCAGAAGUGCUGGACGCGCAAAAUGCUGAUCUGGGGGAACCACCGCUGAGGGUACGCAACUCGCUCCGUAACAUCGGUGCCGGCAACGAGAUCUUGUUUGAUGGGCUUAUGAGAUUAUUGAGAUUUCAUCUGAACAACCAGGGGAGACAGCUUGUCCAAUCAAUUGCCGAGUCGUCCCAAACGAUAUUUAACGUCUCUGGCUUAUUCGAGUGGAUUAUCAAUGUGAGACAAAAAACAAUGUAUUUUGCCUCGCUCACAGCUCUGGUUGCCGACCAGGUCAGACUAGUGACGCGCUGUAUCAACGCUAUUUUUCAGACAACGGCGUUGGAUCCCGUCGUUUUUGCGAGUCUUCGUGAAUGGUACGACAGUGGACUCUUUUCAGAUCCAGGCUUGAUAUCCCACGAACAGCUGGUCGAAACCGCGCAGAUACUCAUUCAGAUAGAACUCGGCGAUGAAUUGACUCAAAUGGUUAUAGAAUUAUUCAAAGACCGGAUAAAGCUGCAUGUGGAGACCAAAUGUUCAAGAGUCUGGAAUAGACCGGUGCUUCAAGAUCUCUCGAACUGGACUCACCAAAUUCUUGUUCCAAAGCUCGGAGAUAUUCUCCCGUCUUGCAAUCUCUCGUCUUUAGAUGCGUUAGUCAAAAAUGAGCUCGUUAAGCUCAGAGUUGGAGAGAGCUUUGACAUAGUGGUCGAUUAUCCGGAUUCCACAUUUGCUCUUGAGGAACUGCGCGCCUGCAUGUCAACUCCGGAACAAAAUGCUCAGCUAGUGAACACAUUCAUCCAAUUGUCAAGAAAGAGGCUACUCCAUGCGGGUGUGAAUACCAUCGACAUCAUCAAGUGCUACAUUUCAACCAUUCGGUCGUUCCUUAUCAUCGAUCAUCGGGGCGUCUUGUUGGACAAAGUGUGCAGACCUAUUAGGGCCUAUCUCAGAGAUAGAGAAGACACAAUUGAGCGUAUUGUGUUUGCGCUACUCGAUACGUCAACCGACAAUAAACUUAUUGAGCUUGCUAUUGAGCUGCGUCAGUCAGACAAGAAGAAACAUCUCACUCAUGAAAUGGAGCGGGAUCUGGACUGGACUCCUGAUCCUGUGGAUGCUUUACCUGAUUUCCGUAAGGGAGUCGUGGAAGAUGUGGUGGAAUCACUAAUUUCAAUUUUCGACUCAAAAGAUGUGUUCAUGAGUGAGCUAACCAAAGUGUUUUCCGAACAGCUACUUCGCAUCACAAACUACGAUGUUCGGGAAGUCUACGGUAAGCUCCAGCUGCUAAAAUCGAGAUUCGGCAACUCAGAGUUUGGGUCUCUGGACGUUAUGAUGAAAGACAUCAUUCAGAGUCGCAAGUUGGACAAGCUUAUCAAUUCAGAUAAAGUUCACGCAUCCAUAAUUUCGCAUAUGUACUGGCCGGAGUUGCCAGAAGAGAAGUUCAAGCUACCUGCAGAGAUACAGACUAAUUUGCAAAACUACGAGGAAGAAUUCAAGAGGAAGAAGAAAGGACGCAAACUCACCAUUUUCCCGUCUCUCACCUACGUGGAUAUCGAUGUUGAGAUUGGCACCCAGGUGAGAAAUUUCAAAGUUUCUGCCGAUAAGGCUUCUAUUCUAUAUUCCUUUCUAGAUAUUCCAAAGGGCAGUGAGGUGAAACUUGCUAUAAUUUGCAUGAAGCUCCAAAUGUCGCUGAAGCUGGUCAGCGAGGGACUGUCAUUUUGGGUGAAACAGGGGGUUCUAAAAGAUUGCGGCAUAAACACCUACAAAAUCAACGAGUGA
This is a messenger RNA of Ogataea parapolymorpha DL-1, 1875 nucleotides long. RefSeq names its product Anaphase-promoting complex subunit 2. The transcript has a single exon. The coding region runs from base 1 to 1875 and encodes 624 amino acids. NCBI's taxonomy places the organism in Eukaryota, Fungi, Ascomycota, Pichiomycetes, Pichiales, Pichiaceae. Gene Ontology annotation, cellular component: anaphase-promoting complex. Gene Ontology annotation, biological process: ubiquitin-dependent protein catabolic process. Gene Ontology annotation, molecular function: ubiquitin protein ligase binding. The record is from RefSeq and is a predicted model, not a curated record.